Molecule: messenger RNA, 2590 nt
Organism: Amoebophrya sp. A120
Lineage: Eukaryota; Dinophyceae; Syndiniales; Amoebophryaceae
Source: the annotation of a GenBank genome assembly
AUGCCGUCGGCCACGCCCCAAGGCUCUUCCUGGCACCAGCCGAAGCUGGAUCAAAAUGACAGAUUCGAAAACUUUAUGGCGCAGUUCGGCGACCUCAAUCUCGAGGAGGUGCGGCGUUACCACGCUGAGGAGAAGCGGGAACGCGAUGAGAAGGCGACCAAGAUUGCCGACAAGAUCCGACAAGAAAACGCACUGAAAGCAAAAGCCGAAAUGCACGAGAAGUUCAAAAAUUUGAAGGAGGCUUCGAAGCAGAAGAAGACGUGUACUCUUUUUCUCGUUGUUUUUCUCGACUUGUUCGUGGUCAGUGGGUUUGCAUUCUGUAGGAGAAUUGGUGGACUUCAUUCAUAUACAGGACAUAUGCACAUGAGGACGUGAAUGUAAAAUCAAUAAUCUUCUCGGCAGUUCACGCGCACGCUGUGGGUUUCGCUUCGACGUUUGGACACGAAGAGGACGAGGCGCAAGCCCGAAUGUGGGAGCAGGAAUCCAUGGCAGACGCCAGUGCGACUGGGCAGACGAGCAAGGGCACGAGUAUGCAGACGAACGUUCACAAAAAGCCUGCGCAGCCGGUAAUCUGGGUGAAGAACCCGGAGAACAAUCUGCAAAAUUUAAACAACAGCAUGCAAAAAUCGGUGAACGGCGUGCCCGAUGUCAAGAUUUUGACCAACGAAGAAUGGAUGCAUCACGGUAAGGGAUCCGGGAAGCAGUACGGCGCUGUUGGUUCUUCCUAUCCCGUUUACAAAUCCGUCCUCUACAUCGGCCACAACAUCCGGCCCUUUUUUCGCUGCCCAGUGAGCGGGCGAACGGUGACGGAGAUUCACUGCAACAGACCGCAGUACGACAAGAAAACUGCGGAGGAGGAAGUCGCCCGGGACGCCGUUGAGUGGCUGCAGAAGUACGGAGCCAAGGAGGAGGAGAAGAAGGUGAAAGUGAAGGUGUCCGAAUAUUCCGCACCGAAGGAGACGGCGACCCUGGCUGACUUCAUCACCAUCAAACCCGGGAAGAAAAAAAAAGGGGCGGCAGCGGCCAGCACGAGUGCUGCGAAAAACAAACAGAAGGUCGAGGCAAUGUGUGCGAGCCUUCAGGCCGGAAAAAGUUCCGCUGGACAAGGAGAUGGGGCUGUGGUCCCGGACAGCGCUACUCCUACGGAGGAGCCAAAUGUUGAGUAUAGACGAAACUGCUACGUUCUAAUUCAAUCAUCGGCGAAUUAUACAAAGAACAAUCUAUUUGAUGUUUCAGAAAUACCUGUUUCUGUUUAAAGGAACGAAAGGCGCGAAGAAUAAAUGGAAACCAUCAGGUCGUCGUCGUCAUCGUCUUUUGAUCCGUCCCCCGCCGUGGGCUUGGACCCUACCCAAAACGCAAAUAGUGAGGAAAGCCAGUGGUGGACGACGAACGGUGAUGGUCCCCCGUUCCCGAACCUUGCCGCUGCUUACGUUCCGUUGCUCAAGUACGACACUCAAACGUGGAGCAAGGCGAGCCAGGUCGGGGCGGUACCUACCGCCACCGCGGCAGCCCCUGGAAACAAACUAGCUCCCAACGCGAUUGCGGAGUUAAAUUUGGCGCUGCAGAAGAAACUGCAAAACAGCAACCCCGGACUCGAAUACGAAGUGCACUACGAUGAAGAGACACAGUGCUUUUCUUGUCGCAUGAAAAUUCCGCAGCAGGCACGCUGGGCCUUCCACGGCAGCGAUGCUUUCUUCGUCGAUGGUAUCGAAUGGCGCGAGGAGGACUCUAAGGCGCAGGCGGAAAAGUAUAUUCGCGAGAUCUUUUCUUGUUUCAUCUUAGCGUUAGCGCCUGCAUGCACUGAAACGGUAUAUUAGUUGAAUUCAUUUGUCCGUGUGUUGUUCGUGGGCUCUGCAAUCUCAAAUGCAAUCGCAAAAACAACACACCAGGAGUGCCAAAAACGCGGCUGCCCAAAAAGCACUGGAGGUACUGAGAGUCGAAACCUUGGAAGGGGAUCAGGAGGCGCGGAACAUCGUCGCGUACCAAGAUGCGAUCCGCCGGACCGAGGCAUUGAAUCAAGGGAAGGGCAAAAAGGGAACCGGGAAGCAGGUACUUCAGGGAAAGAAGUACUGAGACGAGUACAAUCUCGAGUUAGGUCUAUGACACGAGUUCUUGAUCACAAAAUCAAAAAAUAUUUCGCACUUUUUUCCACUAUUUUCGAAUACUAUGGUACUGACUUUUCGACGCAUCAUACAUAGGGAGAAGAUACUUCUACAUUUGUCACGCUAAGUAGCUAUUUCUUCACCCACUCUUUUUCGUAGAACAAAAAGCAAAAAAAAACAAAAAAUCAAUCCCACCGAAUACAAGAAAUGAAUAUUCCAUUAUUUGAGUUUUCAACAAAAGCUUAUUCCACCAGAAAUUGGUAUGCGCAACGGUCAACAGGAAAGACUUCAGUAUCGAAUUCGAAAUGGAUUUACUACCUAGGAUCGAUUAUCAAUUUUUCUUUUUGUCACAGACCACAGAACUUCGCUCCCAUUCUAUGUAUAAACUUUCAGUAUCAAUAUCGCACCAGAUGAAUAAAAAAGUGGAUGUUGCCAAAGGCAGCAGGCCUCUGCUACUCCCUUCAAGAAGCGAACGAGAAGCUCCACAC